This is a messenger RNA of Sphaerodactylus townsendi, 1515 nucleotides long. It is a transcript of the gene CRLS1, whose product is annotated as cardiolipin synthase 1. Gene Ontology annotation, cellular component: mitochondrion; membrane. Gene Ontology annotation, biological process: cardiolipin biosynthetic process. The record is from RefSeq and is a predicted model, not a curated record. Gene Ontology annotation, molecular function: cardiolipin synthase activity. Lineage: Eukaryota; Metazoa; Chordata; Lepidosauria; Squamata; Sphaerodactylidae.
CCAAGGUAGUCGGCGGGCGGCUGAGUUGAAUGGAGGAGGCGGGGUGGCGGCCACCGGCGCUGGGGGAGCGGGCGAAGAAGAGGAGGGGCCUGAGGCCUGCACCCCUUCCUCAAGGCCUCCUCUAGCGGGCAAGGAGGCCGUCCGCCUCCGCCGCACCGAGUCAUGCUGACUGCGGCUUGGUUGGGCCGCGGCGCCGCUUGCGGGUGGAGGGUCCUGAGGAGCGCCAGCCUGGGGAGGCCCCUCGCGGCCACCGUAGCGGCCAGAAUAGUCGGUGCGCGCCGCAGCAACAGCAGCGCUGGAGCGUCGCUCGCGGCCUCCUCCUUGACUGGCCUCGCGGCGCCCUCCGCCCCUUCCCCCUCCCCACGCCGAGCCCACCGGUCGUUAUUGCGCGUGCGCAAACCCAAGUCGGAGCUGUUCGUGGCCUCUACCUCAGCCGGCGGCGUCGCCUCUCUCGGAGCGGGACAGCCGAGGCGGUCCCGCAGCAGUGAUGAAGGAACCCCUCGGGACGCUGGGAGAGCGGAGCGACAAGGAUAUGCUGAACUGUAUGAAAACCCCUGGACGGUCCCUAAUUUCCUUUCAAUGGCGAGGAUUGGUCUCGCACCAGUUUUGGGAUACUUGAUUGUUGAAGAAGAUUUCAAUAUUGCAUUGGGCGUAUUUGCUCUAGCCGGCAUCACUGAUUUGUUGGAUGGCUUUAUUGCACGGAACUGGAUCAACCAAAAAUCUGCAUUGGGGAGCGCCUUAGACCCUCUGGCUGAUAAAGUACUGAUCAGCGUCUUGUACAUUAGCCUCACUUACGCAGAUCUUAUUCCAGUUCUCUCGUUACUUCUAUGCGAUCAGUUGGUUAAGAGUAUUACGGCAUUAAUUGCUGCUGUUUUUUAUGUGCGCUACAGAACACUUCCUCCACCAAGAACGCUUAGUAGAUAUUUCAACCCGUGUUAUGCCACUGCUCAGUUAAAGCCGACAUUUGUGAGCAAGGUAAGAAUAAUUGGUGCUUCUUGCACAGCUCCGCUUCUAAAUUACCGGGAUGUUACAUACCUUCAAACGUUAUGGUGCAUCACAGCUUUCACAACAGCAACAUCUGCAUACAGUUACUAUCAUUAUGGCCGAAAAACUAUUCAGGUGCUAAACAACAAAUGAAGUUUUGCAGCACAACUGCUCAUGAUCUGUUGGGCCUGCUUUGGAACGCCGUUGCCUGCAAUGUGUCUGGACUGUGGAUGAGAACACUUUUUUAAACCAGUAAUUUUGUCUCAGCGAAACCAUGUCUUCACCACAGAGCUAAUAUGAAGUUAAUAUGAAGCUUUGAUCAUGCAAAUAUGCAGAAUUUUCAGUGUAAUUUUUCAAUUUGUUACAAAUGAAAUAUAAUUUUGUACGUUAGUGUACUCGAGCAGAUGCAGCUGUUAGUGCCUGAUGCCACGAGGGUUACUGAUUGGUUUUCAAAAGCUGGCAGUUGGUUGUGGAGGGUAUGAGGCGAAGUUGUUUCGAGACAUAGGGUGUCAAACUCGCGUCGCCUUCCAG